GGGCCUACGCGUGUGUUGUGUUUGUGUGGAGCUAAAAGGAAAAAACUGGAGGGAGUUUUUGUUUCGUUUUCUCUCGUUUUUUCGCUCCGGGUCGCCUGAGCUCUUUCACAAACAGGUCAUUUCACAGGCUGCAGCUCAAUGGGAAAAGUCUAGCCAUGUUCAGCUUUGAGGGAGAUUUCAAGCGGACCCCUAAGGUGUCCCUUGGGGGUGCCAGUAGAAAGGAAGAAAAAGCAUCUCUUCUCCAUCGGACUCAAGAGGAAAGAAGAAAACGAGAGGAUGAGAGGAGACGAUUGAAAAACGCAAUAAUCAUCCAGUCUUACAUAAGAGGGUUCCACGAGAGAAAGCGGCAGCACGCCAUUCAGAGGGGCCACUUUGACCGCUGUGUGAGUCAAACCCAAUCAGCCAUCAGCCCGGCGCUCACCGACAGCACCACACUCAUCCUGCUCGCCCGCCAGCUGCUCUUCUUCUACCGCCACAGCGAGGACACACACAGACUGAUCUGGUUGUGUCAGAGUGUGGUGAAGCACCACAUUCAGUUUGUGAAGCUGCUGGCGGGACCAGAGAGACCCACGUGUGUGUUCCAGAUCAAGAGGCUUCUGGGACACUGCUGCAGGCUGCUGCAGCUGUAUGAGGACGAUGGCGUGAAUGUGGCCGUUCCCAUGCGGAUGCUGGAGGUUUUCUCCUCUGAGAAGAUUUACCUGCCUGUCCUGCAGGACUCCAGCGCAGCCACAGCACUCACCGAGCAGAUUUUGCACUAUAUGGUACAGAAAGGGUACUACAGGUCUCUGUAUGUGUUGGUGAAUCAUAAACUGCCGUCGAGUUUGGAAUACAGCGACGCCCCCUCUGUUCCUCUGGCACACACACUGCUGGAACACUUACUCAAACCCCUGCACUUUACUUACAGCUCCUGUCCUGUGGGUGCCAGGCAGUUUGUGUUCUCUGCCUUCACCGAGCAGUUCAUCUCCCCUCCUUUCACGGAGCAGGUGUUCCAUUUCUUCGUUCCGGCUCUGGCGGACCCCAGAUUAUCGUUCCCCUUCCACGACUUCCUGUGGUCCCUGCAGGCCACCGUAGCCUCCUCCUCUAUGGCCCAGGCUCAGGCUCCCUGGCUCUUCUACUUCGUGCUGUCAGUGGGAGAAAUCAGCCUGGGAUCUCUGUCAGAGGAAGGCCUGCUGCUGUAUCUGAGCACUCUGCAGGGUCUGCUGCCGCUGCUGCCGGUGACGGAGAGCCGCAGCCGGAUGGAAAUUAACAGCGACUCUGAGGAUGAAGACGAUAAUGCAGUACGCCGUCCAACUCCACAGGAUGAGGGGAGGAUCUCUGUGCAGUUGAUUACGGAGCUGUGUGUACAGAAGCUGGACACUAAGCAGCAGACGAAUGCUCUGCUGGCCCUGGUGUGGAGGGACUCGGCCAGCGAGGACGUUUUCACCAUGAUGGCGUCCAUCUGCCACACACUCAUGGUGCAGCACCGCAUGAUGGUGCCUAAAGUCAGGCUCCUGUACAGCUUGGCAUUCAACGCACGCUUUCUCAGACACUUGUGGCACUUAAUUACAUCCAUGAGGACCAAAAUGAUCACAGGGUCUUUGGUUCCUCUGCUGCAGCUGAUGUCCCGCGGGUCUCCCAUGUCUGCUGAAGACUCCAGCAGGAUCAUCCCUCUCUUCUACCUGUUCAGCUCUCUCUUCAGCCACUCCCUCAUCUCCAUACACGACACAGAGUUCUUCGGAGACUCUCUGGAUGGUCAGGGGCAGCCGUCAAUGAUGCCCUUCUCUCUGUCUGAGCUGGUAACUCUGUCCCGCUGUCUGAGGGACGCCUGCCUGGGCAUCAUUAAGCUGGCCUACCCCGAGACCAAGAGCGAGCACAGGGAGGAGUACGCCGCCGCCUUCCGCAGCGUCGGGGUCAAAACCAACAGCCAGGUCCAGCAGCGCAUCCAGGCCCAGCAGAAACGCUGGGUCCAGCUCUUUAAGGUGAUCACGAACCUGGUGAAGAUGCUGAAGGCGCGAGACAUCAGGAGGCCGUUCUGCCCUGGGGGUCACUGGUUGUCUGAGGAGGUCAACAUCCGAGCUGAUAAGGUGACCCAGCUGUACGUCCCGUCCGCUAGACACGUAUGGAGGAGUCGGCGAAUGGGUCGGAUCGGACCUCUGCAGUCCACGCUAGACGUUGGGCUGGAGCCUCCGCCGCUGUCCGUAUCAGAAGAGAGACACCUGGCCAUCCUCACUGAGCUGCCUUUCGUCGUUCCCUUUGAAGAAAGAGUCAAGAUCUUCCAGAGACUGAUCUACGCUGAUAAGAGGGAUGUUCAGGGAGACGGCCCGUUCUUGGAUGGCAUCAACGUCACCAUCCGGCGGAACUACAUCUACGAGGACGCCUACGAUAAACUGUCACCUGAGAACGAGCCGGAUCUGAAGAAGCGGAUCCGAGUCCACCUCCUGAACGCUCACGGUCUGGAUGAAGCCGGGAUCGACGGAGGAGGAAUAUUCCGCGAGUUUCUGAGUGAACUGCUGAAAUCCGGCUUUAAUCCCAACCAGGGCUUCUUCAGGACCACCAACGAGGGGCUGCUGUUCCCCAGCCCCACCGCAGAGAUGCUCAUCGGAGAGAGCUUCACCCGACACUACUACUUCCUGGGGCGGAUACUGGGAAAGGCUCUGUAUGAGAACAUGUUGGUGGAGCUGCCGUUUGCCAGUUUCUUCUUGUCUAAGCUGCUGGGAACCAGUGCUGAUGUGGACAUCCACCACCUGGCGUCUCUGGACCCGGAGAUGUAUCGGAACCUGCUGUUCAUGAAGAGCUAUGAGGGCGAUGUGGAGGAUCUGGGGCUGAACUUCACCGUGGUCAACAACGACCUUGGAGAAGCUCAGGUGGUUGAGCUGAAGCCGGGGGGAAAAGACAUCCCAGUGACCACAGCGAAUCGCAUCGCCUACAUCCAUUUAGUGGCCGAUUACCGCCUGAACAAACAGAUCCGCGCACACUGCCUGGCCUUCAGACAGGGACUGGCCAAUGUGGUCAACCUGGAGUGGCUACGCAUGUUUGACCAGCAGGAGAUACAGGUUCUGAUCUCUGGAGCCCAUGUUCCCAUCUGUCUGGAUGACCUGAAGAAGUUCACCAAUUACUCAGGUGGAUAUUCAGCCACUCAUCCGGUAAUUAAGAUCUUCUGGGACGUUGUGGAGAACUUCAGCGAUGAUGAAAAACGUAAACUGCUCAAGUUCGUCACCAGCUGUUCUCGCCCUCCACUACUGGGCUUUAAAGAACUGUACCCAGCCUUCUGCAUCCAUAACGGGGGGAACGACCUGGAGCGCCUCCCCACCGCUAGCACUUGCAUGAACCUCCUGAAGCUGCCGGAGUUUUGUGACGAGCAGCUGAUGAAGAGCAAACUGCUGUACGCCAUCGAGUCGUCCUCGGGUUUCGAGCUCAGCUGAGGAGCGAUUCCCCUGCACUGCUGGAGCGAGAGAAUAAGAGGGAGAAAGAGAGAGAGGGAGAGAGAGGGAGGACUAUGUGGCCACGGCACUGGGACUGGAAGUGACCAGCUUUUGGAGAGGGGCAGCUUUCGUCUGCAGCAGAUGUGCGCUGAUUCGCUGGGAAAAGAAUGAUGUAGAAAAGAGAGAGAGAUAAGAACAAAACCCCUCUAUUGGAACCUCUGAACCUCUGCUUUGAGACAGGAGGAUGGAGGAUGAUUUGGAGACGUGCUGUAGGGACUUUUGGGGGAAGGAUGGGGUUAUACCAACUUUUUUAGCAUUUUAAAAGACUGUGUUUGGGUCAGUAUAGUCGUAUAUGGUAUAUGUAUUCAUAUAUAUAUAUAUAUAAAUACACUUAUACUGCUCAAAACUCUCCAUGAGAAACGUUAGACGUCACCAUUCAAGGCAGUGCAAUCCAAUAACGUGAUGCAUAUUUCACCAAAGAUUUUGCUAGGCUGGUGUUUGGGAGUAUCU
Astyanax mexicanus (Mexican tetra) is the source of this 3911-nucleotide messenger RNA. It is a transcript of the gene ube3c, whose product is annotated as ubiquitin protein ligase E3C. The coding region runs from base 156 to 3401 and encodes 1081 amino acids. The record is from RefSeq and is a predicted model, not a curated record. The transcript has 24 exons. Gene Ontology annotation, biological process: ubiquitin-dependent protein catabolic process; protein polyubiquitination. Gene Ontology annotation, molecular function: protein binding; ubiquitin protein ligase activity. NCBI's taxonomy places the organism in Eukaryota, Metazoa, Chordata, Actinopteri, Characiformes, Acestrorhamphidae.